AUGGUUUACGGUUUAACUUCUCUGGGACAUUCUGCGAUUCGAGACUUUCUCUCCCUCCUCGCCGGCUCUUCAUCUGCAGAGACCGCCUGUGCCUCGUUGGCGCCAGACAAAAGGCAGAGAAAUCCGAACUCCCGCGACAGAAAUGCGCGAAAGAACCCAAGCUGCCAGGUGUGGCAGCCGCCCCGGGUGCACACAGGCACCGAACAGAUCCGCGUCGCGAGCGUCACCGUCAGCGGCGAAGCAAAGCAGAAAACUGAGAAGCGAAGUCGAGCAAAGAGAAGCGAGAGAGGAGCAAUUCAAGGAAACGCAGAGGAGAUUCGUCUAAACGGGGAACUAAACCUGUUUCUGCGGCGAGAAGGACAUGCUCGGAUGCGGUGUCCACGCCGCGUGCAUGCACCCUCCCCGAGAAAAAAAAAACCCUCCUCUUCCUCGUUGCAAGACAGAUUCCGGAGAAAACGAAUCGGAGAGAAGAGCGUCGCUUGUGACAAGACCAUUGAAUGCUUGCUUCGUCGCUUUCCUUCUUCUCUGCUGCAUGAUGGCACAGAAGCGAGUGGACAAGGCGGAGAUGAUUCCAAGGUCCAACGCGUGAGGACUCGUAACCUCCUCACCUUUUACAUCCGCCUUUUCGACAAAGCAGAGGCCUUCUUUCUCUCACUCUUCUUCGGCCUCCGCUCUAUCCUCAUUUUGUGUCCUCUUGACAAGCUUCAUCCAGCCUCUCGCACUCUCCCCUUUUCUUCUUUAUCUUUUUCUUUUUCUUUUCUCACCAUGCCGCCCCCGACGCGUCGUCGAGCGCAGAUCUCUUCGGAGGCCGCAGAGUCUCCUCUGCCUGCCCGCGGGUCGAGGCGCCUCGCUGAGAAGCUCGCGUCUUCUUCUCCCCGUUCUUCUUCUUCUUUUGCGCCUCCUGUGUCUGUGUCUGAGAGCUCUCCGUUGCGUCGGAGUCCCCGGAAGAAGCGCGCCACCGAAGGCACUCCGCGGCGGCCUGGAGCUGGCGGGAGGACGUCUUUGCGAGGCGAUUUGCUAAGCGAAGAUGAUGCGUCUUCUUCUUUCUCCGAGGACAGCUCUGAAGAGGAGACCAGCAGCGACAGCGCGGAUGACCUUUCGUCAGAUUCAGAGAGCGACGGCACACGAGCCCAGAAGCGCAGACGUGGAGGAGCCGCCAACGCGACGUCUGCCUCGCGCAGAAGCAAACAGACGUCUUCUUCUUCCUCUUCGUCUUCUUCGCAGAAGCGAGGGAAGCAGGCGCAGCCGGCUUCUCUGCAAGACGAAGACGACGGGUGGCUGGAAUGCGAACGAGAGCCAGAGGAACUCGUCUGCGAAGCGCCGAUUCUCGGCGGAGAGAAGACUCGGAAAUUCUUCAGGAAGAUCGUCAUCACAGAAAGGCACAAAACCGACAAAGUGGUGGACGGGAGGAAAACAGAGAUCAAGGUUCUGCAGUACGUCGAAGUCGCCGUCGCGGACAGAGACCGAGAGGCAGGACGCGACGGGAGAGACGAACAGGCAGAGUUCCGAAACAGAACAGCGCAAGUGAUGGCGAUCUUCCAGGAUUCGCCAGUGCGCGAGAAGAAGAAGAACGGCAGAGGCCGAGGCAGACAAGACGCAGAGAAGCUCAUGGUGGAGCUGCGGUGGCUGUACGACCGCGAAGACAUCGAAAACCACUGCUGGUGGAUGAACGUCACCGUCAGCGACGCAGACCUGCCGCAGGAGAGCUGGGAGCUCGCAGAUUCCGACAAAUGUGAAAUUCUCCCCGCGGAUUUGAUUGACGAAGCAGUAGUGGCGCACUACGACCGGGACUCCUUCAGCGCCUUCUUUGAGGCCGAAGAAGAGAAGGAGAAGAAGGCGGAAGAACGAAAACGCGAGAAGAAGGAGGACCCAAAGAGCGACAGAAGAGAGAAGCGAGAGAGGCGAGGCGGGGAGGAAAAGCAGGAGGCUGUGUCUGCGGAGACCGAGGAGGAAGAAGCUGUCGAAUCUGUCAUUCUUGUUACCCACUUCUUCUGCACAAAGACAAGCGCCAUUCUGCCUCUUUCGACGAUGGAUCCAGACUCCUUCUUCCAGAAACUGCUUCGGUGUAGCUGCUUCUAUCUGCGAUUCUACGACGCCUCUCACCAAGGCGGCAGCAGGAGCGAGGCCCCCCGCGCUUCACUCACUUCUGCUGGAGAGCAAGAGCAGAGCGGCAAAGAAGACACUCCGCAUCAUCAACUGGUCCAGCGCGCUGUUCGCCGCCUGCAGCUCGACAACAUUCCUGACACUCUUCCUUGCAGAACGAAGGAAUGCCUGCAGGUGCGUCAGUUCAUUCGGAGCAGCGUCCUCCAGUCUGGGAACGGCGAGGUUCUCUACGUGAGCGGCUUGCCCGGCACAGGGAAGACGGCGACUGUGCAGACGGUGGUCCGUGGGCUCCAAGACGAAGUCGAGCAAGGCAUUCUGCCGCCGUUCGACGUAGUUGAUGUGAACGCAAUGCGGCUGCCGCAUCCAGACUUUCUUUUCUCGGUCUUGCACCGUCGCUUCUUCGGGACUAAGGCAAAGAGCACUCAGCAGGCUUUCGCUGCGCUGGACCGCUACUUUACUUCUUCUCGCGUUCGAGGGGAGAAGGCGAGAGGCCGGGGCCGAGACGGCGAAGCAAGCAGUGGAGAAGACAGAGAAGACGGAGAAGAAGAGAACUACUUCACCUACUGCGACAGCAAGGGAAGGAGACGCGGCGCAAGCUCUCAAGGCGAUUGGGCGAAUCGCAUUGUGCGCCGAGGCAGAGACAGGAGACCCUGUCUGUUGAUUGUCGACGAAGUGGACUGCCUUCUGACGCAGAAGCAGCGCGUCUUGUACACUCUCUUCGACUGGCCGACGCAGCGAACUGCGCGGCUCAUCGUUGUCGGCAUCGCCAAUACGAUCGACCUCCCGGAUCGCUUUCUCUCUUCGCGAUGCGCGUCCAGAGUCGGUUUCGGACGUCUGACAUUCAAUCCGUACACCAGAGAGCAGAUCGAAGAAAUUCUCCUCGCCCGGCUCCAAGAAUGCAAAUACCUUUUCAACGAAGCGGCCAUCAAAGUCUGCGCCAGAAAAGUUGCGAACUUUUUUGGAGACCUGCGCAGGGCGCUGCAGGUGCUGCGACGCGCUCUGGAAAUGCGACAGGCUGAAGGCGUCAUUUGCCCGGCUGACAUUGCCAAGGCAGCCAACGACCUCUUCGACUCGCCAAUCAAGGACGCCAUCACCGCACUGCCAUGGGGCUUGAAACUCUUGCUGUUUUCGCUCCUUCAAGCCCAGCGCGUGGACGGCGGCGGCGUCUCUCUUCUCCAGCUCCGCGACCGCUUCCAGGGCAUCUUGAUGUCCUGGCAGUCGGGUGCUUGCAAGACAGAUGCCGAGGGCAAAGGCGCCGGCGAAGAGGCAGAAGGCGACGGUCCUCUCCGCGCGUCUCUCGCCUCGACCCAGAGCGUGACCUACGACGAACUCAAGACCAUGGUCGACGUACUUGUCCAGCUGAACGUCGUCCGCCUCGGCUUCUACCUGCCGCGUGUGGAGGCGCCUUCCGGCUCUGCGGCGGACUGUCUUCCGGAAGAGACAGCGCUUCCGAGUCUGCAGAGGAGCUCGCGACCUGGCGAAGGAGGUCGGUCGCAGACUACCUCUCCACAGAAGAGAAGAAACGCAUCGGCUGCCUAUGCUUCGCUCGGCCUCUCUCAAGGAUUUGGCCCUCUGCGCGUCGACCCAGUCGUCGACGAACUCGGCGGAGAUAUGCAAGUCGCCAUUGCAGUCCCCCUCGAGGACGUCAGCAGCGCGUUUAUGGCAGACCCCGAUUUUCGUUCUCUCCUCUGA
Toxoplasma gondii ME49 is the source of this 3795-nucleotide messenger RNA. RefSeq names its product ATPase, AAA family protein. The coding region runs from base 1 to 3795 and encodes 1264 amino acids. The transcript has 18 exons. Lineage: Eukaryota; Apicomplexa; Conoidasida; Eucoccidiorida; Sarcocystidae. Gene Ontology annotation, biological process: DNA replication initiation; mitotic DNA replication checkpoint signaling. Gene Ontology annotation, cellular component: nuclear origin of replication recognition complex. Gene Ontology annotation, molecular function: DNA replication origin binding; ATP hydrolysis activity; ATP binding. The record is from RefSeq and is a predicted model, not a curated record.